AUAUAGGUGGUACUUAUAAUAUAUUAUAGUAGGUACCUAUAUAGUGAAUACUUGGUCAAUUUUAAUAUUCUAAUUAUUCUAUAGCAACUAUUAUGGUUCAAUUCAAUAGUGUUCCGUUAGUGAAACAGGUCGGAUAUACAGAAGUUAAUGCUGCAUUUCAAAAAGAUAUAUCUCCUCUAAAAAUAGACCUUAUCUAUGGAACUUUCAGAGCGGAAGAUGGUAGUCCAUAUUUGUUUCCUGUUGUUAAGAAAGCAGAAAACAUGGUUAUAAAUGAUACUUUGACUCACAAUUACUUACCAACUACAGGACUUGAAUGUUUUUCAAAAUCAGCAAGCAAGUUAUUGUUAGGUGAUAUUGAAAAACAGUGGAAAGACGGAACGAUAUUUGGUAUUCAAUGUGUUGGUGGAACUGGAGCUUUAAAAAUAGGUGCUGAAUUCUUAUCGCGGUAUAUGAAAUGUUCAACUGUUUAUUUUCCUAAUCCAUCAUGGGAAGUGCACGGAGAACUGUUCUUAUAUAGUGGAUUUCAAAACAAAUUUCAAUAUCGUUAUUUAAACAGGGAAACUAAGUCAAUUGAUUUUGAAGGAUUUUGUGAGGAUAUUAGUAAUGCUCCAAUUGACUCGGUCGUAUUAUUGCAUGCAUGUGGUCAUAAUCCAACUGGUUUAGACCUGACUAAAGAACAAUGGAAAACCAUCGCUAAAAUAAUGAAAGAACGUGAAUUGAUACCAUUUUUCGACAUGGCGUAUCAAGGAAUAGCAUCAGGAGAUCUUGAAGAAGACACCUGGGCUAUUCGUUAUUUUUAUAGUAAAGGGUUCGAAUUUCUCUGCGCACAAUCAUUUUCCAAAAUGUUUACCAUGUAUAACGAACGAGUUGGUAACUUGGUGGUAGUACUAAAAUCUGGUUGUAAUGUUGAAAGUCUUAAGGUCCACUUCAAAACAAUCAUUAGAAAUUUCUACUCAAAUCCUCCAAACCAUGGUGCUAGAACCAUUUUAAAAAUAUUAUCUAAUCCAGAAUUAUUUAACGAAUGGUUAAGCAGUUUCAAAACUAUGAUUCUUCGAGCUAUAGAAAUAAGAAAAGCUUUUCGUAAAGCUCUCGAGGAAGAAGGUGCCCCUGGAAAAUGGAACUUUAUAACAGAACAAAAGGGAAUGUUUAUAAUGUUACACUUUUCAAAUAGUCAAGUGGAAUAUUUGAGACAUCUUUAUCAUAUUUAUAUGGUAGAUGAUGGCCGCAUGAACCUUACUGGACUGAAUUCUACAAAUAUUAGUUAUGUUGCUAAAGCGAUUAAUGAUACAUUAAGGAAAAACAUAUAAAAUAUCACUGUGUAGUACCAUCUGCCUACUUUAAAAGCUACAAUUAUAAUCUACCUGUUAACUUGUUUUGAUUUACAACAUUUCUGUAUCACGUAUGUGGAAUAUAUUUUAUGACUUAAAGUAA
This is a messenger RNA of Melanaphis sacchari, 1431 nucleotides long. RefSeq names its product aspartate aminotransferase, cytoplasmic-like. Gene Ontology annotation, biological process: L-aspartate biosynthetic process. Gene Ontology annotation, cellular component: cytosol. Gene Ontology annotation, molecular function: pyridoxal phosphate binding; L-aspartate:2-oxoglutarate transaminase activity. Lineage: Eukaryota; Metazoa; Arthropoda; Insecta; Hemiptera; Aphididae. The transcript has 8 exons. The record is from RefSeq and is a predicted model, not a curated record. Bases 93 to 1307 code for a protein of 404 amino acids.